Molecule: messenger RNA, 2809 nt
Organism: Hippocampus comes (tiger tail seahorse)
Lineage: Eukaryota; Metazoa; Chordata; Actinopteri; Syngnathiformes; Syngnathidae
Gene: nucleolin
Product: nucleolin
Exons: 17
Coding region: 129-2156 (675 amino acids)
Molecular function (GO): RNA binding
Source: RefSeq, a predicted model, not a curated record
AGAAGCGCGUCCUCUUCUCUGUCUUUCCUGUCCAGUGUCCCAUUCGAAUAGGCACCACCACGUGCAUGCAGUAGUAAUUUGUCUGCUUCUUUUCAACGUCCAUUUCAUUGAAACACGCCGCUCGCACGAUGGUGAAGUUAGCCAAGGCAGCAAGUAAACAAGCAAACCAGAAGAAAAAAGCCCCUCCGCCUCCCAAGGAAGUGGAUGAAGAAUCAAGUGAAGAGGACAGCGAAGAGGAGGAUACUCCCCCACCAAAAGUGGUAAAGAAAGCUACACCAGCCAAAGGCGCCAAGGUUAAUGCCAAAAACGGCAAAGCUGCCAAGAAAGCAGAAAGUGAAGAUGAGGAAGAUGAUUCUGAGUCUGAAGAGGAGGCCCCACCCCCUAAAAAAACCCCUGCAAAAGCAGCUGCAAAACCCGCACCCGCUGCGGCUGAGGAAUCAGAUGAUGAUGAUGACGAUGAUGAAGAGUCUGAGGAUGAGCCCCCACCACCCAAGAAAGCAGCUAAGUCUGCUGCAAAGGCCCCUGCCAAGCAAGUGAAGGCCAAACCUGCAAAGGAGCCCUCUGAUGAUGAGGAGGAGGAUGACGACGAUGAUGAUGAUGAAUCUGAGGAAGAGGCCCCUCCUCCCAAAAAGGCUGCAAAUCAAGUUGCUAAGUCAAAGGCUAAGAAAGCUAAACAGGAGGAGGAGGAGGAGGAUGAUGACGACGACGACGAAGAAGAUGAGUCAGAAGAGGAAAUGGACACAACACCAGCUCCAGCAGUUGCCAAGGCAAAGAAGGCGGGCAUGGUAAAAGCCAAGGAGGAGUCAGAGGAGGAGGACGACGACGACGAAGAUGAUGAUGAUGAUGAUGAUGAGGAGGAAGAGGAGGAUGAUGACGAAGAUGAUGAGGAAGCCCCGGUGACUCCUGCGAAGAGGAAGGCAGAUGGCAAGAAGGACACACCUCCUGCCAAAAAGGCCAAGUCAGAAGAAGGUUUCUGUCUUUUUAUUGGCAACCUGAACUCAAGCAAAGACUUUGAUGAAAUCAAAAAUGCGGCGAGGAAAUUCUUCACCAAGAAUGACAUUGAGGUUGCUGAUAUCCGGUUAGGUGCAAGCAAGAAAUUCGGCUAUGUCGAGUUUUCAUGCGAGGAGGAUAUGCAGAAGGCACUGGAACUCAACGGCAAAAAGCUUAUGGGUCAAGAAAUUAAGCUGGAUAAGGCUAGAAGCAAGGAGAACUCCCAGGAUUGCAAGAAAGAAAGGGACUCGCGGACCAUUUUUGUUAAAAACCUUCCCUUUAGUGCCACGGUUGAUGACUUAAAGGAGGUUUUCGAAGAUGCAGUUGAUGUCAGGUUGCCAGUUGGCCAGAAUGGGUCCAAUAGAGGAAUCGCCUACAUCGAGUUCAAAACUGAGGCUGAAGCAGAGAAGAUGCUGGAAGAGGCACAGGGUUCCGAUAUUCAGGGGAGGUCCAUUAUGCUGGACUUUGUCGGAGAAAAAAGCCAAAAAGGCGCAAAGGUCACGGCUGCAGCCAGCAAGACAUUAGUGGUGAAUAAUCUAUCCUUCAGCGCCACAGAAGAGGCCUUGCAGUCCACGUUUGAGAAAGCCGUUUCCAUUAGAAUCCCACAGAGAGAUGGUCGACCCAAAGGUUUUGCAUUUUUAGAGUUUGACAGCGCAGAAGAUGCAAAGGAAGCCUUGGACACACUGAACAACACAGAGAUUGAAGGCCGCUCAAUCCGACUUGAGUUCAGCCAGAACAGCGGUGGCAGGCCAGAAGGAGGCAGGGGAAAUUCUGGUCCGACAAAGACUUUGUUUGUCAAGGGUCUCUCAGAAGAAACCACGGAUCAAACCCUCAAAGAUGCGUUUGAUGGCUCAGUGGGUGCUAGGAUCGUCACAGACAGAGAUACAGGGUCUUCUAAAGGCUUUGGCUUUGUGGACUUUGACAACGAGGAUGACUGCAAGGCAGCCAAGGAAGCCAUGGAGGACGGUGAAAUCGAUGGUAGCAAGGUGACCCUGGACUACGCCAAGCCCAAGGGUGAAGGUGGUUUCCGUGGAGGCCGCGGCGGAGGCGGUUUUGGCGGCUUUGGUGGCCGUGGCGGCGGCGGCUUUGGUGGCCGUGGCGGUGGACGAGGUGGUGGAGGAUUUGGAGCCAAGCCCCAAGGGAAGAAAAUUACAUUUGAUGACUAAAUAGUCUUUUUUUGUUUUUGUUUUUUUACUUUUUGAAUGGACUCUGGUUUCAUCAGUUUUCAGAGCUUUUGGACAUUCCAGAAAGCGUCAUUGAUAAAUAUUUAACUGUAAACGGGCAUUUUAGCCCUUGUAUUUAGAAUCCUCCAACUUUACCCGCCCUCUGUGCCAAAGUGGUACAUUUGACUUUUCGACUCACAUGAGUACUGAAUGUCCGGAAUAAACGCCUGCACCCCUCCACCUCUUCAGUUUGUAAUUCUAAAAGAGAAAGACGGAAUGGGUCUGGAUCUGUCAAAAUAAGUUUGCUGUGAAAACUGAGGCUAGAUUCCCCCCACUGCCCCUUCCGAUACAUGUAUAAAUUAAACCGUUUGUAUAAUUUCUAUUUUACCGUUUUGUAAAGAACUACACGUGUAUCCACAUUUUCGUUUUGUCAUUUAGUUUGCUUUAGUCUUACUGUAAUGUGUAAAACAUUUUGUUAGGAUUUCAGUCCUCCAGAGUUUGGUGUAAUGGCGAUGAUAUUGUCGGGAUGUGCUCUGUUCAAGAUGGAAAAUGACUGCACCUCUCAAUUGUGUAACAUAUUUGUAGUGUGUUGACUGUUUCCCAUCAGAGAAUCUAAUCUUCUCGAUGAAUAAACCUUGAAGGUGGUGAUUUUUAAA